Molecule: messenger RNA, 3341 nt
Organism: Ipomoea triloba (trilobed morning glory)
Lineage: Eukaryota; Viridiplantae; Streptophyta; Magnoliopsida; Solanales; Convolvulaceae
Product: pentatricopeptide repeat-containing protein At5g12100, mitochondrial-like
Exons: 4
Coding region: 242-2686 (814 amino acids)
Molecular function (GO): protein binding
Source: RefSeq, a predicted model, not a curated record
UUCACUAACGCAAUCAAACUGAGUCGCAUCCGAAAACAUUGCCGUCACUAGCCAGCGGCCAGCCGUUGUCUUCACUUCUCGACACUGUUUCAGGCGACACUGCGAAUCGCCUCUUCGUCUCGGUCUCGGCCGGCGCUGCUCGCAGAGUUGCAAUCAAUUUUAGCGUGGCCGGCCAUUCGGGACUUGAUAGCAAAGCUCUGGAUUCCACUCCCGUGACCGCCAAGUCGGCAACAACUUGCAAAUGCUCAGGAAAAUUUCUAGAUCCACCCCUGCUACCAAGCUCCUCAGCAGCCGUCUCACCUGUAGCAGCAGGUUAAUCUGCUCCUGCGUGCCACCCUCCACCAGCUCCCAAAAUGAAGGCAACCCCUCCACCACUGCCCAUUCUGCCAACAAAAAUCUCCAAGAAGAGCUGCGGAAGCUCCGAAUCCUCCUGCAACAGAACCGGAGCGAUAGUGCGAAGAGUUACAUUGCCAAUCUUGCCCAAUCGAACUCUGUCUCCAAGCUUUACUGUUCCUUCUGCGCCCCCGUAUCUUCACCGAUGAAGCCCCUCUUUGUUGACAUGCUUUUCUCCGUCUAUGUUGACUCCAAGCUUCUUGAUAAAGCAAGUGAGCUAUAUUCAUUGAUGAGAAAAGAUGGUAAGUUCCCUACUUUGUCUGGUAUCAAAGUGUUUCUUGAAAUGCUGAACAGUUCAAGACAGUACAGAAAGGCCCUCGAAGUGUUUUCGGAUGCGGUGAAUGCCAAUAUGCAGAUUGAUAGCAAUUGCUAUAGUAUAGCUAUACAAUCAGCUGUGAAGUUGGGGGACUUGAGAAGGGCUCUCCAAUUGAUGGAUUUCAUGAGAAAGUCUGGGUUGCGUAUGGAUGCCUUUGUUUACAAUGUGGUUAUGGGGGGAUUGUGUAAAGAGAGGAGGGUCAGUGAAGCCCGGAAGCUGUUUGAUGAAAUGCUUGAGAGAAGAGUGACACCGACUAAGGUGACUUUUAAUAUUCUCAUUGAUGGGUACUGUAAAGUUGGGAACUUGGAAGAGGCUUUUAAUGUGAGGGAAAAGAUGAGGAAUGAAAAUGUAAAGCCGAAUGAGAUCACAUUUAACACUUUGCUUAGUGGGCUUUGUAAGAUGGGGAGGAUGGAGGAAGUUAACAAGGUCUUGGAGGAAAUGAAGACUUGUGGAUUUGUUCCGGAUGGAUUUACGUCUAGUAUACUCUUUGAUGGGCACUUGAGGUGUGCUGAUAUUGAUUCUUCUAUGGCAUUGUUUGAAGAAGUAGUGAAGAAAGGGGUUCGAAUUAACGAGUAUACUAUCAGCAUUUUGUUGAAUGGGAUGUGCAAGAAUGGGAAAAUGGACAUAGCUGAGCAGAUUUUGAACAAGCUGAUGCAAAAUGGAUAUACCCCAACAGAGGUGAUAUUUAGCAUCAUUGUUAAUGGCUAUUGCAAGGAAGGCAACAUGGAGAAGGUAGUUUCAACUCUUGAAGAAAUGGAAAGUUUUGGAUUUAAGCCAAGCUGUUCCACAUUUAACACAUUAAUCAAUACGAUUUGUAAAUUGGGCAAGAUGGAAGAGGCAGAGAGAUGGUUUAGGAUGAUGGCCGAGAGGCAAGUUUCUCCAACAGUGCAGACAUACAACUUCUUAAUAAAUGGUUAUGGGAGUAGUCAUCAAUUCGACAGGUGUUUUGAGAUUCUUGAGGAAAUGGAAAAUAGUGGGUUGAAGCCCAACGUAGUAACAUACGGUUCACUAAUAAAUUGUUUGUGCAAGGAUGGUAGGCUUCUUGAGGCAGAAGUGAUAGUGAAUGAUAUGAUUGGUAGAGGGGUUAAGCCAAAUGCUCAAAUAUAUAAUAUGGUCAUAGAUGGUCAUUGCACCAGGGCAAAUUUUAAAGAUGCUUUCCGGAUUUUGAAUGAGAUGGUUGGGAGUGACAUUGCACCCACGAUUGUAACUUACAAUUCAUUAAUAAAUGGACUCUGUAAAAAGGGCCGGGUAAGUGAAGCUGAGGAAUUAACUCGAGAGAUUCCGAAAAGUGGUUUAACUCCUGAUGUCAUCACAUAUAAUUGUCUGAUCUCUGGUUAUUCAGAUGCCGGGGAGACCAACAAGUGUUUAGAAUGGUAUGAGCAGAUGAAAACUUCUGGUGUUAGACCUACCUUACGCACGUAUCAUCCCUUAAUCAGUGCAUGCAAAAAGGAAGAAUGUGGGCUGAUGCUAGUAGAGAGAAUUGUCCAAGAAAUGUAUCAGAUGAAUCUGUCUCCUGACAGAGUUGUAUACAAUGAGCUAAUUUAUUGUUAUGCACUUCAUGGAGAGGUUGGAAAAUCAUUUGCUCUGUGCAAUAAGAUGGAAGAGCUAGGGAUUCAAGCUGACAAGAUGACCUGCAAUAGCUUGAUUAUGGGCCACUUGAAGAAGGGUGAGUGUCAAGAAGCACGGGACCUUGUUGACACCAUGAAGGCUAGAGGAAUUGUUCCUAAUUCUAACACUUAUGACACAUUGAUUAGCGGGCAUUGCAAGCUCAAAGACUUUGAUGGAGCAUACAUCUGGUAUAGAGAAAUGUUUGAGAAUGGUUUUCUACCAGUCAUCAGUAUCUGUACCGAGCUGAUCUCUGGACUUAAGGCUGAAGGGAAGUCGAAGGAGGCCCAGAUCAUUUGCUCAGAAAUGAGUGCUAAAGGAUUGGAUGAGUGGAGCUCAAAUGAGGAUUUCUCUGUUGUUUCAGAAGCCUAGGUCAAAUGUUUUAUCUACACUCCAGCUCUCCAAGUACAUAGCCAACUAAAAACAUCGGAAAUAGAAGUUUGCAUCUAGUGACUGGAUGAUUCAUUCUUCAUCAGAUUGAGGUUUCUGUUUACAUUUAUAUGGUUUUAGCAGUCAAAUUCACAUGUCUGUCAUGCAGAACUGGGUUACGAGAGGGUUGAGGGGAUGCAGCAGUGGCAAAUGAUAGAGUUUGAGAAGCAGAGGAUGGAAUUCGCCAAGGAUUUGGAGCUUCAGAGGAUGCAGUUGUUUAUGGAUACUAAGGUUCAGCUCAAGAAGAUUAAGCAAGCCAAACCCCCCGCAUCAUAUGUUCAUUCUAUGGUUUUGAUAUGUCCGCACGAUCGCAUGGGAGAGCAGCACAAUAUAUGGACCAAUGUAUAUAUCAUCAAAAUUUAACCAUGUCAGGUUUUCUUCCCAAAAUAUGCUCCACUUGAAGUCUUGAAGGAUAAUUAAUCUAGUGAAAUUUAUUCUUUUCUCGACAAGAUAUUUGUAUUUUGUUAAAUUUAUCUAAUGCGAAAUGAAUAUAUGUGUAAAUUGAAGAUGUGUUAAAUUUAUCUAUAACGAAGUGAAUAUGUGUGUAAAUUGAAUAACAUCUUUACUCGUCUUAUUUAAGCUUGAUUCUUUAAGUGAA